AGAGGUACACUUCAACUAUUUGCAAAUUAUGUGGAAAAUAAGUAUUUGGUCAUCUACAAAAAAGUAAGAUUUCUAGCUCUACCUGUAACUUGUUACCUGUAUUAAUGGCAUCUGUUUGAACAAAUUAAAACUCAAUGUAGAAAAAACAACAUUAAAGUCUUCCAAAUGACAGGCAUCACUUUCUCUGAAAUUAGAAGAAGAAGAAAUUCUCAAAAGUUUUUAGAAUGACCCAAAUAUAAAUUUUCAGAAAUUCUGCUUUUUCAGUUUUAAUAUAAGCAAUUUGCAUAUACAAAAUGUUAUGAAAAGUGGUCAGAUGAUUUGCAAUUAAUUGCAGAGUUUCUCUUUACCAUGACAGUGAACAAUCCCAAAAAGAAUUUUCACUGCAUUUCAGCAAUGCCAAAAAAGGAUCAGCUGACAUCAUUUCAGUGAUUCUUUUGUUAAUACGAGUAAGAGUGUUGACAAGGACAAGGCUGGAGAUCACUCUGUCAUGCUGAUUGAGUUACAAUGGAAAACUGGAAGCUUUAAAAGGAGGGUGGUGCUUCAAAUCAUUGUUCUUCUUCUGUUAACCAUGGUUACCUGCAAGGAAACACGUGCAGUCAUCACUGGUUUGCACAAAAAGGAUUUCACAGGCAGGGAUAUUGCACAGCAAAUUUACUGGAGUUAAAUUUAUGGUGUACAUUUUUUGGUGUUGCCCAGUGUUAAACCCGGAGUACAUUUUAAUCCUCAAGUGUUAAACUGCAUCUAUAAAAAGAGUUAUUUUUCAGAGUUAAACUUUUAACUCUGUAAGCAGUGCAUUUCCCACAUUACUUAACGGCUCUUCAUUUGGAAGAUCACAAGGAGAUGAGUACGCAGUUCAAAGGUAACGUUAGCUAUGUUUGCAUCAUCUUUUAAUAAAUUGUGUGGUGUAUUUGGUGUAAUUAUAUUUAUUAAAAGAAAUACGUUUGUUUUACAUGUUUUUAUAAAGAAGCUGCAUGGAUUUCGUUGGAUUGGAGUUCGUUUAUAUCUGAGCACCACGCGCAUCAGUAACAAUGCUGUUCACAGUAAUCUACGGAGGAAAGAAAAAGCUGAUAAAAGUAGAUGGAGCAGAUUACACUAGUUUAAUGACUCAAGUUAAGAAGAAAUUUUCAAUAAGUGAGAAAGAUCUGAUGUUACAAGAUGACACUGGUGUUGAGGUGGAUGAAGAUGUAUUCACUGACUUGCUGGAGGAGAGAUCACAUGAUAUCCUAUGGAGAGUUGUUGACAAAGAUUCCGAAUGCUCAGUCCUCAAUUCAUCCUGUAGCUCACAAACUGACACUCUCUCAGUGUCGUCUGAGACUGAUGACAGUGCUGGACCAAGCUCCAAGAGACCUCGUCUUGAUGGACUUUUUGAGGCAAAACAGUUUGUUAGAAACAUUUUAGUGGAAAAUGCUGGAGGAACUGCGAUUUUGGAUGAAUAUAAAGAACAUGGAAAACUCACAGACUCAGCCCGGCGACACUUGGUUAACAUUGUUGUUGCGCACAUUACUGACAAAGAAGGGAUCCAUACUCAAGAACUGGAUAUGAACAUUUUUAUGACCCUAAGAGCAACCAAGGAUACAUAUCUUGGCGACUCAAAACAGUUUUGCGGCAAAGCAAACACCAUGGUGGACACCACAGCAAGAAGGAUGCCAGGUCAAGUGGAACAUCAGACAGUGAGGGCAGUGGAGGACCAACAGCUUAUAGAGAAACUUGCAACCAUUUGGAACUGCAGUUAGAGGGUGAUCAAUGCAAAGAAGCGAUAUCUUUCAUGAAUCAUUGUGCAGAAAAGGACCUGAUUUUGAGAAGAUGAAAGCCACA
Silurus meridionalis is the source of this 1815-nucleotide messenger RNA. RefSeq lists its product as uncharacterized. Lineage: Eukaryota; Metazoa; Chordata; Actinopteri; Siluriformes; Siluridae. The transcript is spliced from 7 exons. The record is from RefSeq and is a predicted model, not a curated record. The coding region runs from base 1029 to 1733 and encodes 234 amino acids.